CCAUUUUUACAUUCACUAAUUCUCGGCUUUGAAAAAUGCAACUAACUCAUCUCUCUGUUUGUUCGUCACAGAGAGAGAAAGCUAGAGUCCUUAAGAAUUAAGAUCCCCCCCCCCUCCCCCCGGGGGAAGCCAGAGCAAAGCAAAGAGCCUCCCUCCCUCUUGGCAGAAGAAGCUCUCCACCCAUAAAGCUACCCAGUUUGCAUCUGCUCAACUCAAGCGUGAGAUUACUCAAAUGCCUCCCAACCCGCCCAAAUCCUCAGUCUUGCUCCACCGUGUCCACACCGCCACGUCGGCGACAUCAAACAUGGCGUCGUCGCAGUACCAAAACCAAAGAGGCGGAGGAGCUGCUGCACUGCUACUCAACAACAAUAGUAAUAAUAAUAGUAAGAAGCGGGCCACAGUACCAGAAGUGGUGGCGCGGCACCACACGCAUGCGGUGGGUCCUAACCAGUGCUGCUCGGCCGUGACUCAAGAGAUCGCUGCCCCCGUGUCCACCGUGUGGUCGGUGGUGCGGCGCUUCGAUAACCCGCAGGCGUACAAGCACUUCGUCAAGAGCUGCCACGUCGUUGCGGGCGGCGGCGACGUGGGGUCGCUGCGGGAGGUGCAGGUGAUAUCGGGGCUGCCUGCGAACAACAGCACGGAGAGGCUGGAGAUCCUUGACGAUGAGAGCCACGUCAUCAGCUUCAGCAUGGUUGGCGGGGACCAUCGGCUGUCGAACUACAGGUCAGUGACGACGCUGCACCCGUCGUCGAGCGCAGGCGGCGGAACGGUGGUGGUGGAGUCGUAUGUGGUGGACGUGCCGCACGGGAACACAAAGGAUGACACGUGUAUUUUCGUGGACACCAUUGUUCGUUGCAACCUGCAGUCACUCGCUAAGAUCGCCGAGGAUAUAGCUAGCAAGACGCAAUGCUGCUGACUACUGAGGCAGUUGGCAGCUGCAUGGCUAGGCUUCUCAACAAGAAAAUUAUUCAUCCGGCGUCUCAGCGUGCAUUUCACAGCACUGGCAUAAUUAAGUUAAGAGUAAGUGUGUAGUUUGUGUAAAUUCUUUGUGUAUUAUAUUUUGUAAUUAAGUUAAUUCUCAUUGUCAUGCGCUGCUAUCAAUCUAUGUUGUCGUUAUGAACUCUUAAGUCCUGAAAUAUUAACUUUGUCGUUUAAUGCGCGGGAAUGAGUUGCGCGUCUAUUAGGGUUUUGGUUUAGGUAACAUGCAAUGUAGAUGGUAUUGUAUUAGUUAAACAUAUACGAUGUAGAUUAAGUUGUUAAUCAGAUUGAUAUCUUAUUUAUUA
This is a messenger RNA of Pyrus x bretschneideri (Chinese white pear), 1283 nucleotides long. Its product is annotated as abscisic acid receptor PYL4. Gene Ontology annotation, molecular function: protein phosphatase inhibitor activity; abscisic acid binding; signaling receptor activity. Lineage: Eukaryota; Viridiplantae; Streptophyta; Magnoliopsida; Rosales; Rosaceae. The record is from RefSeq and is a predicted model, not a curated record. Gene Ontology annotation, cellular component: nucleus; cytoplasm. Gene Ontology annotation, biological process: abscisic acid-activated signaling pathway.